UGUUAUCUAAGUUAUCUGGUUUUUCACUGUUUUCUAUUGAUUUCCAAAAUAAACAUUUGAAAACUAUAAUAGUUCUGACUCGUGACUGCAGUCGAAAGUGAUUUUCAUGGCUUGUCAGUACUAAUCAAAGACGAGUAACGGAGCACAACUGUUAAUCUCGAAGUGAAAUCGAUAAGGAAGUGAACAUGUUGAGUUAUAUCAAAUGCACAGGAACCCAGUUUACCGGCCGCAGAUUUUUUAGCCUUUUGAGAGAUAAAAACUUUAUUGGAGGAAAAUGGGUUGCAGCAUCUUCUGGCAAAACGUUUGAAGUAACAAAUCCUGUCAAUGACAAAGUCAUUGGAACAGCUCAGGACUCAACUGUUGUGGAUGCAGAAAAUGCAAUUGAAAUUGCCAGUAACAGUUUUAGGAAUUGGGCAGAAUUGCCAGCAAAGGAGAAAGGAAUAAAGCUCAAAAGCUUGCUGAAGCUUGUCAAUACUCACAGUGAUGAUCUUGCAAAAAUUAUCACGGCUGAAUGUGGCAAGCCCUUGGCAGAGGCCAAAGGAGAAGUCAUGUAUUCUGCAGGCUAUCUAGAAUGGUAUGCUGAAGAAGCCAAAAGAAUUUACGGUGAAGUUUUGGCUGCACCAAACAAUACGAGAGAGAUGGUAGUCUUGAAAGAACCGAUUGGUGUGGUUGGCUUCAUCACUCCAUGGAACUUCCCUUUGGCCAUGCUCGUUCGUAAAACUGCAGCUGCUCUUGCUGCCGGUUGCGUUUGCGUAGCCAGACCCGCCGAAGACACGCCAUUUUCUGCACUAGCUCUAGCUGCCUUGGUAGAAAAAGCUGGUUUCCCAGCCGGAACUUUCAAUGUCGUGACAUCGUCACGAUCCCAAGCCGGACCCAUCGGUCAAGUAUUCUGUUCCAGCCCUAAAGUGGCUGGCAUUUCGUUCACAGGAUCGACUGCCGUUGGUAAAAUACUUUACCAACAAUCUUCCGGCACCGUCAAACGACUUGGAUUGGAACUCGGUGGCAACGCGUCCUACAUCAUAUUCCCAACUGCCGAUCUAUCGAGAGCUGUUCAAGGUGUCAUGGCUUCCAAAUUCCGAAACGCUGGCCAAGCUUGCGUGGCCACCAACCGUGUACUUGUCCACGAAUCGGUUUUUGACAAGUUCUCCGAGAUGCUGGCCACAGCUGUCAAGAAUCAAUUGGUCUCUGGCGACGGGUUCGACCCCGCCGUCAAUCAAGGGCCACUCAUUAACGAGCAGCAGUUCCAGAAAGUCGACGGGAUCGUCAGAGACGCCGUGAGCAAAGGAGCUCGUCUCGUCUCUGGCGGCGGGAUUCAUCCGACUCUGAAGGGUCGCUUCUAUCAACCGACGGUGCUCGCCAACAUCACCGAGAACAUGAAAAUCUACAGCGAAGAAAUCUUCGGACCCGUUUGCCCCCUCUACAAAUUCUACUCCGAGGACGAGGCUGUGACCAUCGCCAACAGCACGAGACGGGGGCUGGCCAACUAUUUCUACAGCAACGAUUACGCCCAAGUGUGGCGAGUGGCCAAACGUCUCGAGUCGGGAAUGGUGGGCGUCAACGAAGGCCUCAUCUCUGCAGCUGAAGCGCCGUUCGGCGGCGUCAAAGAAUCCGGUUUCGGUCGUGAAGGCUCCCGUCACGGAGUGGACGAUUACGUCCACACCAAAUACGUCUGCUUUGGCGGAUUAAACAAUUGAAUGAAUUAAAUUCCAAAAGGUUCACAUUUUUACAAAACCCAAAAUAAAAAGUCUUCCUACAUUACGAAUGUGAAUUUUAAAAACAUGUUUCAAAUCAUACCGUGGUGUGUGUACGUGGGUAUACAAGUUUAUUAAUGUUUAA
Molecule: messenger RNA, 1836 nt
Organism: Daphnia pulicaria
Lineage: Eukaryota; Metazoa; Arthropoda; Branchiopoda; Diplostraca; Daphniidae
Product: succinate-semialdehyde dehydrogenase, mitochondrial-like
Exons: 6
Coding region: 186-1694 (502 amino acids)
Molecular function (GO): succinate-semialdehyde dehydrogenase (NAD+) activity
Source: RefSeq, a predicted model, not a curated record